AAACAAUUCAAUGAAACAUGUUUCUGAAACUUUAAUAACCGACCCAAAAAAGUAUUCUCCAACAACAAAUAAUAUAUUUUAUCAAAAAGUAGAUGCGGUUUUAAUGAAACAAAUAUUGCAAGAAUUAUUGCAGAGAUUGCACAAGAAACUUGUACAAUUACAACUAAAAUAAUUAGAUAAUAAGUUCUAGUUAACAUAAAAUCCGCCCGACAGUUAACAAAAGAAAACAAGAUCUCGUUAUGGAGUCAGAUGACAAUAAACAAAACCUUUCAAAAACUGGAAAUAAACAAUGGGUAAAACUAAAUGUAGGUGGAACAUGUUUUUUAACAACAAAAACAACUCUGGCAAGAGAUCCUAACUCAUUUCUGUAUAGACUGAUACAAGAAGAUAAUGAACUAGAUUCUGAUAAAGAUGAAACAGGAGCAUAUUUAAUAGACAGAGAUCCCAAUUAUUUCUCCCCCGUUUUAAAUUAUCUUAGGCAUGGAAAAUUGGUGAUUAAUAAGGGUUUAGCAGAAGAGGGGGUAUUAGAAGAGGCUGAAUUUUACAAUAUUGCAGAAUUAAUCACUUUGGUAAAAAGACGAAUAAUGAUUAGAGAAACUAGACCUAACAAAGAUGGUAAAAAACAUGUUUAUAGAGUUUUACAGUGCCAUGAAGAUGAAUUGACACAGAUGGUUUCAACUAUGUCAGAUGGUUGGAAAUUCGAGCAAUUAAUAAACAUCGGUUCUCAAUACAACUAUAACGCCGAUGAACAUGCAGAAUUUUUGUGUGUUGUAAGUAGAGAAUGUGGUGUACCAGAUUGUCCGGAAAUAAAGAGUGACAGAGAAGACAGAGCCAAAGUGUUGCAACAAAAAGGUUCUAGAAUGUAGAUUUCAAAGUGUGUUAUUAAAAAUCUGAGAUUUUUCAAUAAAUCAUCAUCUACAGGGUGUAUCAUAUUGACAAUGUUGUUGUUAAACAGCACAAUAAGUAAUUAAGGUAAGAGCACCAGGGCAGAGACUUUAGUGAGGAUAUUUCUUUAAAAAAAAAAAUCAUUUCUAAUAAAAAAAAUAUCUUCCAAAUUUAUUGCAGGGCUCUUUAUGUAAUUAGUACUAAUUAAACUGAUAUAAUUAGAAGUCGUUAUUUUUUUAUAUGCAUUUUUUUUAUUUAAAAGUGCAAGUAUAUUAGGCAUGUCAUGACCAAAGUCAGACAUCACUGAAUACCAGUGGCAGACGAAAUUAUUAACGAAUUUAUCAGUAUCUGACAACUGCAGAUUUUAUGUGGGUAUUUAGGCAAAAAGAAGAAUUUUAUCAGUGUCUAUACAGUUAUGUGCCAUGACAUCAAUCUCAUCAUUUACUUUUUCUUGAAUGAUACAGAUAUGUCUGUAACUUGAGGGUAUCUUUUUCUACCCACAAAAGAUACUAAUAUGAUAGGAUGCUUAAUAUCUUUUAUGUUCACACUUUUAAUUUCUCCUCAUCUUCCGACUCCAUCUUUUUUCUUCUUAUUAUACCCUGUCGAAGAAUCUGAAGAGGCAACUGAUGGAAUUUUUUUCAUUCUCAUAUUGUUAUUUGCUUUUCUUCUCAUCAUCGUCAAUACUAUUAAAACAUUGAGAUAAACCCUGUAUAAUGUGGUGUCUGAUAUAUUUUGGAUGUUGUCAGAAUGAUAUGCCCUAUAAAUUCUAAACUCUUAUAUUCAGUAGCUUGCUAAUAUAAAAACUGAAUAUUUUUCUAAAUAUUUUUGUUUCCUAAUAUAUUUUAUUAACAAAUCUACUUCUGUAUCAGAUUUUCUUUUCGAACAGUCUGUAAUAUUUAAUUAUUUGUUGGUACAACUUUUAUCUAUUACUGAAUAUAAGAUUUUUAAUUUUUUACUCCAUCUCAUUUCAUUUGGUGCAAUUUUAUUAACAAUUUUGUAUAAAUAUACGUACAUACAUAAAUUAUAUCUUAAGACGGUUGAUUGUUUCAUCAAAUGUUUUGAAUUUAAGUAUAAAAUCAUCAAUUUCAUAGUUUUAAUUUUUUUUAAUUUAAUUUCAAUGUUGUAUACCAUUUUUUUAUAAAUUUAUGUACCUUUAAUAUUAGAAAACUUUAUAGAUUGAAAGGUGUGUAGAUGUCAGUGAAUUAUUUAUAAGUUUCAAAUUCAUCGUAGACAAAAUAGUGUAACUUAGACAUUUUUUUGUAUAUUCAAGAAUUUAGUACAUUUAGAACAUUUCAAAUUUCAAUCCAAUCACUAUAAUUUUGAACUUUUGGGAUAAAAAAUAGUGAAAAUUUGGAAAAUAAUCCUCCAAUAAUGAUUAAAAAUCUUACAAAACAAAUUAUUUGUGAUAAAAUUGAAAAAACACUUAUUUAGCCAACUUUCCACUGUAAUUGAUUUUAACAACUCUGUUUGGGAUCUAUAAAUUCAAAGUUGGUGUUAUAUUGAGCUACAAAACUUUUACCUUCUAUUUAUAUAUAGUGACACUAUCUUUUAACCAGAAUCAUUAUAAAUUGAUUUUUUGUUUUCUAAACUAUUAUAUAUUUAUUUUUUAAUUAUAAAAAUGUUUUUAACAGUUAUUUGUUAAAUAGUUUACCGAAAUCAGCACAUCUUUGAAUGCUGCGUAUAUUCGAUUGAUUCUCAAUUUGUAAAUUGAUAUUUAGAAGAUAUUUCCAUAAAAUAUUUCAUAGUUUGAA
Diorhabda carinulata is the source of this 2636-nucleotide messenger RNA. RefSeq names its product BTB/POZ domain-containing protein KCTD5 (gene inc). NCBI's taxonomy places the organism in Eukaryota, Metazoa, Arthropoda, Insecta, Coleoptera, Chrysomelidae. Gene Ontology annotation, cellular component: cytoplasm; Cul3-RING ubiquitin ligase complex. Bases 240 to 866 code for a protein of 208 amino acids. Gene Ontology annotation, molecular function: cullin family protein binding. The transcript has 4 exons. Gene Ontology annotation, biological process: protein homooligomerization; proteasome-mediated ubiquitin-dependent protein catabolic process. The record is from RefSeq and is a predicted model, not a curated record.